GAAACGGAAAUUCUCAGAAAUGUCAAUUCCCAUUUAAUCCUAUUCCGUUUUUAGUAACUUUGUAAUUCGUCUUUAAUUAUAUUUACUGUCUUAGGCUUAUAACAGAGAGUAAAAUAUUGAAUUAACGUAAAGAACUAGAUAGUGAUUAGAACCCUCCGAUUUGAUUUGUAUUUUUAUAACAUUCGUACACUAAACAACACGUUAAGAGGUUAACAUAUUAAACAAAAAAAAAUGGCAAACAUAGAAGACGAAUGGCAAGAAGAACCGGUAACUGUGCAGAUGCCUCCUCCACAAUAUUCGCGCCCUCAGUAUAACAACAGAUCACGAGGAACAAGAGGAAGAUAUCAUCAAAAUGAUUUUAAUAGAAGUAGUGAAAACAAUCGUGAUCAAUAUUCUUCAAAUGCAUCUGGAUAUCAAUCUCAAAACUCACGUCCUCAAAACAAUAACAGACAACGUGGAUCACGUGGUAGAUAUCAGGAAAGGUCAAAUUGGAGACAAUCAGAAGUAAAUAGUAAUGAACCAUCAGGUAGCAGUCAGACAGCUACAGAAAAUGGCACAAAAACCAAUGCAUUUACAAUGGUUAAUGAACAUGGAGUUGAAGUAAUCGAUUGGGAUAAACUGAAUGCUUUUCAUGACAAGGCACAAAAAGAGAAAUGGGAUAAAUUACCACCAAUUGUGAAAAAUUUUUACAAAGAAGAUCCAGAAGUUAGUAAAAUGUCACCCAAACAAGUUGCAGACUGGCGGUGUUUGAAUUUUGAUAUUCAAGUGAAGAGAACUUUUGCUGACAGACCCGAUUUAACUCCUAUACCUAACCCCGUAAUAACAUUUGAACAUGCAUUUAAAAACUACCCAGAAAUAUUGGUUGAAAUAUAUAAACAAGGCUUCAAAAAACCCUCACCAAUUCAAAGUCAGGCAUGGCCAAUUCUAUUAAGAGGAGAUGAUUUGAUAGGAAUUGCACAAACAGGUACGGGUAAAACACUAGCUUUUUUGUUACCUGCUUUGAUUCACAUUGAAGGUCAGGUUGUACCAAGAGAAGAGAGGGCAGGCCCAACAGUGCUUGUUUUAGCGCCCACAAGGGAGUUAGCCAUACAAAUACAUAAAGAAGUAUCAAAGUACCAAUACAAAGAUGUAAAAUCAGUAUGUGUAUAUGGUGGAGGGGAUCGGAAAGAACAAAUAAAAGUUGUUGCUAAGGGUGUGGAUAUAGUCAUAGCUACUCCUGGACGCCUCAAUGAUUUAGUUCUGGCAAGACAUUUGAAUAUAAUUAAUUUUUCUUACAUUGUUUUGGAUGAAGCUGAUAGGAUGUUAGAUAUGGGAUUUGAGCCACAGAUCCGUAAAUCAUUGUUUGAUGUGAGACCGGAUCGGCAAACUGUUAUGACUUCAGCAACUUGGCCGCCUGGGGUUAGGCGUCUUGCCGAAUCAUAUAUGAAAGAUCCUAUACAAGUCAACGUAGGUUCAUUAGACCUUGCCGCAGUCCAUACAGUCACCCAAAAAAUAAUGUUUGUUGAAGAAAAUGAAAAAGAAAAUAUUCUUAUGACAUUCAUUAUAAAUAUGGGUCCAGACGACAAAGUUAUAGUAUUUUGUGGCAAAAAAGCUACAGCAAGUCAUAUUUGUACAGAAUUAAGUGUAAAGGGCAUACGUUGUCAGUCGUUGCAUGGUGAUAGGGAUCAAAGUGACCGUGAAGCGGCUUUAGAAGAUAUGAUGGAUGGUUCAGUUAAUAUAUUAAUUGCGACAGACGUUGCUUCCAGAGGUAUUGAUAUACAAGAUUUGACACAUGUUAUAAACUUCGACUUUCCUCGACAUAUUGAAGAUUAUGUGCACCGUGUUGGGAGGACAGGUAGAGCAGGGAAAGUUGGCACUUCUUUAACAUUUAUUUCAAGAAGUGAUUGGGCACAUGCUAAAGAACUUAUCAAAAUAUUGGAGGAAGCAAAUCAAGAAGUUCCCGAUGAAUUGGAAAUGAUGGCAAAACGAUUUGAAGCUAUGAAGUUACGUAGAGCAGGUGAGGAUCGCGGUAGAGGACGUGGCCAUAGAGGAAACAGAGGUUCUUAUGGUCACAGAGAUUCAUAUGAUCGAAGAUAUUAAUUCUUAUGUAAGACAAAUAAAAGUAUUUAAGUUUG
Papilio xuthus (Asian swallowtail) is the source of this 2114-nucleotide messenger RNA. Its product is annotated as probable ATP-dependent RNA helicase DDX53. Lineage: Eukaryota; Metazoa; Arthropoda; Insecta; Lepidoptera; Papilionidae. Gene Ontology annotation, molecular function: nucleic acid binding; ATP binding. Bases 232 to 2079 code for a protein of 615 amino acids. The record is from RefSeq and is a predicted model, not a curated record. The transcript is spliced from 2 exons.